This is a messenger RNA of Aspergillus aculeatus ATCC 16872, 939 nucleotides long. RefSeq lists its product as uncharacterized. The record is from RefSeq and is a predicted model, not a curated record. Lineage: Eukaryota; Fungi; Ascomycota; Eurotiomycetes; Eurotiales; Aspergillaceae. The transcript has a single exon. The coding region runs from base 1 to 939 and encodes 312 amino acids.
AUGUCCGCCCACAACGAACCCCAACAUACACAAACAUCCACCCCCGGCCUCCACCUCCUCCACACCACCUUCGCUCUCCCUCCGCCAUCCUCCUCGCAAAACCACCACUACAGCCACUCCCAAAAACCCGCUCCCAAAAGAACCACCACCACCACCCUGCUCACCCCCUCCACCUCGCCCAUCAUCUCCCCGCUCAGCUCCACAACCACCAGUCCAACCUCCUCCCCCAUCUCCAACCCGGAAUCCAUCUCCUCCACCUCCUCCGCCUCGCUAUAUUCGACGGCCUCCCCGCCCCCAUUCGCCUUCCACCGCUUACACUUCCCUUCCUCGGGGGCCACCACCACCAAGACCGAACCCAGCACCACCACCACCAAACCGCAAUACAAAUAUAACCCCCACCCACCCACCAAACAACGAGAUCUCACCACCCCACCCCUGAGUCCACAUUUAGUCCCUUUCACCCCGGCGCCGAGGACACCUACCACGCAGUGGCAGACGCAGUCACAGUCACAGCAACAGCCCCAGCACCAGCAGGACCAGGACCAGGACCGAGUCCUCCCACCCCUCUCCCUCCUCUCCCUCUCCCCCUCAUUCUCCCGAUCGUCAUCGCCCUCGCCCUCGCCCUCGCCCUCCCUAACACUGGGACCGGGACUGGGACUGAAUCCGCAGACUCAAACUCCUCGACCACUACAGCUGCACCACCACCACCACCAACUCAGACCAAGGAACCUCUCGAAAAUCGAAAAGGAGGUGCUCGAGGAACAAGGCCGCGCGGCGGGGGAUGCGGUGGAGCGGGUGGGGUUGGGAAUGUUGGAGCCCAGACCGUCGUUGCCUUGUACUGUUGCGGCGGGCGGGAUAGGGAUGAUCGGUAAGGGGGGCCUUGGAGUGGGAGGGGUAGUGGUGGCGUUCGAGGGGAUUGAGGAGGUGUUGGCGGGGUGA